ACGCUUACCAACACCAACCAACCAACGUCUCUGAAACCUCGGGGAAACACUUACAACAGGUGCAUGCUUGUCAUGGACAUCUGUCAUUAUAUCAUUAGCAGUAUGUCACUGCUGGGGCUGGUUGCAAUGACAGAGGAUUGCAUGCCAUUGACAUGUAUGAACUGUAACAGCACCCAAAAUGGCAGCGUAGACAAAGAUUGCAGUGAUAUGUGUAAAAACAACACAUGCAUCAGCGGAGUAAUGCCUAAUUCAACCUGCAUAAAAGAUUUUUCACUGUGGCUGAAUGCCUCGGCUGAAGAGAUCGACGAGGGGGAGGACUUCACAGUCAGCUGUGAGCAUAACCUCACUCUAGACAACAUCAAGGAAUUUAUUUGGCUCCAGGACAAUGUAACUGUACCUUGUAAAAACACAAGCAAGGUGAACAUUAAUGACAAGUUUCCAUGUAAAAAAGCAAGCCAGCUGACCCUUGAUGACCAAUUCCAGAAUUUCAACAUCACCUGCAAAAUAUAUAGUCAAUGUGGUAACUUCACCUCAAACACCCUGACGAUCCAAGUUAAAGCUGACGGCUUAUUGAUCCUGGUGAUUUGUGGAGUGACAGCUGUUGCCCUUCUACUCAUUUUCACUUUGGGCAUGAAGCUCCUUCUCAAGAGGGAUAUUGCUCAGAGCAAGACCAGAAGGAGGCAAAACAACACCAUGGGCCAAACAACAACUACUACCACGUCUGAAUAACACUCACUGGAUCUGCACCUUCCUAUUCCUGAGGUCCAUGGUCCAGCUCUGCGUCUCUUCUCUUAGCCACUGCAGUCCUCUGAGGAGUGGCAGUGGUGUCGGCCUUCCAUCAACACGAAGAGGUCUCUGUCAAGAUUCUCUUUUCUUUAUUGAUGGAAUGAAUGAUUUACACAAUGCUCUUCAUUCUAGUGGUAGUUUGGGGUAGCAGUGAUUUGAGUUAUGGUUUGUACAGGUUUAUUGCUAUUUUUAGUAUUUUUAUUGUUAUUAUCUGCUAAUUGUUUUAAUAUAUUUGUAAUUAGUGCUUAAUGACUAGGCCUACUUUAGACUGUACAUUUUCCUGUUAUGUUUAUUGAUGUCGCUUUGGUCAAAAGCGUCGCAUUACCACAUUGCAUGCAUCCUGUAGCAUUAUUUCCCUGUCCCAUUUUCUUUUGUACAUGUUUUGAAUAUCCCCCUAUUUUUAUGCAUUGCCCCUGGUUUGGAAUGAUCCAGGGACUCAUCACAGAAUAUCCAUUGACUGUGAUGUUCAGGACAUUACAAAGUACAAAUCCAAGCUCCUCCAGCAAGAUAUAGAAACAAGUCAGUAGAGGUAAAACCUGGAGAAAACCUAGGCACUCAUCCGAUAAGAAAGUUAGUUAAAAUGCCUUUAUUUUAUGGGCAAAUCAUGCCACCACUUGGAGGUCCGGGGCCUUUUCAGGCACUUUGAGGCAGUCAGCUAUACCUUGAGAUUUUUACGUUUUUCAUCUAACUAAAAACAUCUAUGCAAAAGUGGCACAUAUGGUUAUAUUCUAGAGGUCCUCCUCAAUAAUUAUAUGAGAGUAAAGUGGAUGUAA
Sardina pilchardus (European sardine) is the source of this 1559-nucleotide messenger RNA. RefSeq lists its product as uncharacterized. The record is from RefSeq and is a predicted model, not a curated record. NCBI's taxonomy places the organism in Eukaryota, Metazoa, Chordata, Actinopteri, Clupeiformes, Clupeidae. Bases 64 to 729 code for a protein of 221 amino acids. The transcript is spliced from 10 exons.